AUGAAUACUUUAUCAGAAGAGUUUGAAAGAAGUUGGGUAACUUCUCUAAUAGGAAUAUUUUUGCUGUGUUUUGGAAUUUGGUUACUCACUUGGAAUGAGGGUAGGGCAGUUCAUCAUGCUCACUCCUUGGAUGAAACAUACAAUAACGCAAUAAUUCUGAAUUUAUAUGAAAAACCAUCAGAUGAACAUAAUGGCAAAGUAGUCCAUGUAACCGGCAGUCUGCAAAUUGAAGAGCCUUUGACAGAGGUCGAAUAUGGUAUAGCGAUCCAAGCAGUUAAAUUGAAAAGAAGAGUCCAAAUGUACCAAUGGGUAGAAGAAAGAACACCAAGACCAGAUGAUGAUAAUAAUAUAGAAACCAUGGGUACAAUGACAAAUGAUUAUUACUAUAUAACAGAGUGGAGGGACAAGUUGGUAGAUAGCAAUAAUUUUUAUAUCAGACAUGGCCAUGAAAAUCCAAAGGAAAUACCAUUGACAUCAGUAACUUAUGUUUCCCCUAUAGUACAACUAGGGCAUUUACUAGUAGGAAAUGAAAUAAAAGAUAAAUUUGAUGAUUUCAUAGAAGUUACCAGUGAUGAAAGACCAGACAGAAGAGAUGUUAAACUUCAUAUGGGUAUAUAUUACCACUGUGAUGAUAUUUGGAAUCCAGAAGUAGGGGAUAUAAGGGUUCAGUUUUAUUAUGCUGGUGCCUCAGGUGAACCUGUCACUAUAAUAGCAAAGCAAGAAAGUGGGGCAUUAAUUCCCUAUGAGACAUCAAAGGGUCACAAAAUUGCUUUACUGAGACAAGGAAACCUAAACAUAAAUCAGAUGUUUUCUGCUGAGCAUUUUGAUGCGAGAUUGGAAACAUGGAAGUUACGAGGAUUAGGCUUUUUUAUACUUUAUGGCGCUGCUGUUUGUUUAUCAAGGCUUAUAAAAAUAAUGGUAUUCCAGGGUUCAUUCUUAAGUUUCUACAGCGGAGAUCCACUGUCUUUUAGUAACUUGGUUCUAGCAUUUUCUGUAACUCUCUGUGUAGUAGCUACUGCUUGGAUUAUGUACAGACCGAUGUUAGGUGCAAGUUUAUUCUUUGCAGCAGUAAGUCCGUUUCUCUACUACACUAUGGGAUUAGAUCACGGAUAUAAUAAUAUGCGCAUAAACUGA
Molecule: messenger RNA, 1134 nt
Organism: Diabrotica balteata
Lineage: Eukaryota; Metazoa; Arthropoda; Insecta; Coleoptera; Chrysomelidae
Source: the annotation of a GenBank genome assembly